AUGCACAGCGUAUUCCGCUUGCCAUGGUGCACCGAUCAGAUUGCACCCAAGAUGCAAACAGGCAAGGCGGCGUUAGAUCUCAUGCGUGCAUCGCCUGUUUUGGACUUGACUGCGUUGAACAAGGCAAAGCGAAAGCGAGCCGAGGACGCAGAAGUGCAGCGUGUGGAGACGACGAAGAGGCAGUGCGGUGGUGGUGAAGCUUUCAGGCAGUCACCAUCGAUCGACCUACCCGCCAGGUCGAUGGAGGGCAAGCCAGUUGUGACUCCUUCCGCUGUCAACACAUCGUUGCUCCAGAUCGCGCAAAUCUCCGCAAGUAAUGGUGCCAGUCCAGCACCAUCGCUCGAGCUCAAAGCUGAAGUUUCGAAGAUUUCCUCAGCUUCUGCCGUACAGCCUUCUUCAGCAGCUGACAACAAGAUCGCUCAAGCAAUGUCUUCUGAUGUUGAGAUGAAGGAUGCCAUCGGCUGCAGCGAGCUGAGUCCACUUCAGCAGGUCAUCGAGAACGAAUUCAAUAUGCAAAUACUGAUGAAGCAUAAUGAGCUCCGUCUGAUUGAGCAGGAACUUGCCAAAUGUCAGAUUGGUUUGGAGCAGCUCCGUCGAAUCGAGCUACGGCCUUAUCCUGGCGCGGAAAAGUUCUCGUCUGAUGUAUCUGCUGGUAUCGGCGCAUCGCUAGCUCCACCUGCUAGACAUUCUCGACCCAUGCAUGCCGCCCCUCACGGCGUGGCAGAUGGACCUUACUCGCGACAUUACCGCCGUUGGCUACUUCACGACACCACAUUCGAUUCAAUACCACUGCAAGCGACUUUUGUAAACUCUGCUCCUCAUAUUGAUAGCCGACCAAUACGACAUGCUAGUACUUCGAGGAAGUCUGUUCAGAAAUCACCAGCAGCUCCAGCACCUGUCACAGAGAUGCCAAAGAGCUUACCAAACUAUCCCGCAAGCACCCGCAAGAUCAAGUUGGCAGUGGUGAGGCGGUCUACGGAUGGACUUCUGGUCAAGCUGGUCUGCAAUCACUGCCACCGAAGCGACUUCUCUAACUCGCAAGGUUUUCUCAAUCAUUGUCGUAUUGGUCACAAGCUGGAGUAUAAAUCUCACGACCACGCCGCUAUUGACUGCGGCCAUCCGCUCGAGGAGCACGAGUAUGCGGCCAUUCCGCCAGAGGUCCAGAACACUCCCGUGGCGAAACCCAGCUCUCACAGCAGAGCGGCGUCGACCAAUGUGACACCGCUGAAAGCAAGCGGUCUAGUGCAUCCGCUAAACACGAGCGGUGGACUUGCUUCAUUGAACACAUCCAGUCCACAGCCUCUGUUGAAGAAGGCCAUUCCGCGAGCACAUCCAAUCUCUGGCAUGUCUGGAAUCAAAGCGCAGCCACAAUUCACAGCAUCAGCACAAGCACCUCGUCUCUCUGCACAGUUUGCGAAGCACAACUUUGGUGGCGAUCUGCAGGCUGCGAUCGCUUCUGCGAAAGAGAGGGUUGAUUUGGGUGCAGAGGCCGAGCUCUCGCCCGAUAUCCUGGAUUCAGCUUCGCCACGAGCAUCUGGCGCUGUUGGCGGAAAGGGUGUUUUUGGAGUGCCUCGAGCCGGCUCUCUGGCACCACCCAAUGGUGCUGGUCCUCCAAGCCGUAAAGGUUACAGGCAGCCAACGCAGCAUUCUCGCCCUUCGCCUCUUGUACCCGUUGCUAAUAUUGGCCUCGCGCAGAGUCGGAGGAACUCUCACCACGAGAUGCCAGACUCACCCGAUGACCGAUCUCUCAACCUGAGCCCGCAUACCAUCGACAGCGAGCCUGGCUUGGUCAGCGAUCACGAGGACGACGAUCAGGGCUCAGCAUCAGAAGACGAAGUGCCGCACACCACCAUCUCACACCCUCUCAACGUGGGUGGUCGGACCUGUGCGGAUAACAUGGACAUUGAUGUGUCUGUGGACGACACCAUCGACGAGCAUGGUGUGAUUAUCAGGAGGAACAGCUUACUUGCUAGCGAGAAUCAUGGCCUGGGAAUGGCUAAUGGUGUGGCUAGGAAGUAG
Molecule: messenger RNA, 2019 nt
Organism: Recurvomyces mirabilis
Lineage: Eukaryota; Fungi; Ascomycota; Dothideomycetes; Mycosphaerellales; Teratosphaeriaceae
Exons: 1
Coding region: 1-2019 (672 amino acids)
Source: RefSeq, a predicted model, not a curated record